This is a messenger RNA of Oryza sativa Japonica Group (Japanese rice), 2963 nucleotides long. NCBI's taxonomy places the organism in Eukaryota, Viridiplantae, Streptophyta, Magnoliopsida, Poales, Poaceae. The record is from RefSeq and is a predicted model, not a curated record.
GCACGAAGACCUAUAUGAAUGGGAGGGCACAAAUGAGUUCUGUAAGGGAGCUAAUCACCUAUAAAGGAUGGUUUUAAGCAUCGCUUGAUUGCUUGAAACUUCUCCUCAGUCUCACCGUGCCUCUCAUCAUCUGGUACGUCCACCUCGCCCUCCCUCUACUUAAGUUUCAGAUAUAUGACUCGACGAUCCUUUCAAGGGAUCGAAAUAGUUUCCCCUCACAAUCUUUGCUUCAAGUUAUAUCACAUUGAGUGGUACACGACCCGCGAAUGAUGCUGCUGAGUUCCUCCUACUCCGGCGGACAAUUCCCCGGAGUUUCACCCCUUGGGACGCGACCAAAGAGAUCCACCACAGUAGUGCCUCGUCCAGUGGUCACAAGAGCAACAGCAGGUGGUGUGAGGAAUAACCUGGAAGUAGUGGGAAAUGCAGGAACCCUGCAAGGCAUGGACAUAGAUGAACUGCGGGUGAUAGUGAGGAAGCAGCUGCAGGGAGUUGAGUUAUCACCAUCUUCAUACGACACGGCAUGGGUGGCCAUGGUGCCAGUGCAGGGGUCUCGUCAGUCUCCAUGCUUCCCGCAGUGCGUCGAGUGGAUACUUCAGAACCAACAGGAGGACGGAUCAUGGGGCCAUUCUGCAGGGCCAUCAGGAGAGGUAAACAAAGAUAUUCUAUUGUCUACAUUGGCAUGUGUUCUUGCACUCAACAUAUGGAAUGUUGGUCAAGAUCACAUCAGGAGAGGACUGAGUUUCAUUGGAAGAAAUUUCUCGGUUGCCAUUGAUGGGCAAUGUGCCGCUCCUGUCGGUUUUAACAUUACAUUUUCUGGUAUGCUUCGCCUUGCCAUUGGGAUGGGUUUGAAAUUCCCUGUUAUGGAAACGGAUAUCGAUAGUAUAUUUCGCCUCCGGGAGGUCGAAUUUGAAAGGGAUGCUGGUGGCACAGCUUCAGCAAGGAAAGCCUUCAUGGCAUAUGUAUCAGAAGGGUUGGGGAGAGAACAAGAUUGGGAUCAUGUAAUGGCAUAUCAAAGGAAGAACGGUUCAUUGUUCAACUCGCCUUCCACAACAGCAGCGUCAGCGAUCCACAGCUGCAAUGACAGAGCUCUAGACUAUUUGGUCUCUCUUACAUCCAAAUUGGGUGGCCCAGUGCCAGCGAUAUAUCCAGACAAGGUAUACUCCCAGCUCUGCAUGGUGGAUACCCUUGAGAAGAUGGGGAUCUCUUCUGAUUUUGCUUGCGACAUACGCGACAUAUUGGACAUGACCUACAGUUGCUGGAUGCAAGAUGAGGAGGAGAUCAUGUUGGAUAUGGCAACGUGUGCAAAGGCAUUUCGCCUCCUUCGUAUGCACGGUUAUGACGUCAGCUCAGAGGGAAUGGCUCGAUUUGCUGAACGAUCUAGCUUCGAUGAUUCAAUUCAUGCAUAUCUCAAUGACACUAAGCCCUUGCUGGAGUUGUACAAAAGUUCACAAGUUCACUUCUUGGAAGAAGAUUUCAUACUAGAGAAUAUCGGUUCCUGGUCAGCUAAAUUACUCAAGCAACAACUCUCGUUCAACAAGAUAUCGAAAUCAUUAAUGCCAGAGGUUGAGUAUGCCCUUAAAUAUCCCUUCUAUGCAACCGUGGAAGUACUAGAGCACAAGGGGAACAUAGAGCGAUUCAACGUAAACGGCUUCCAGCGUCUGAAAUCUGGAUACUGCGGCUCCGGGGCAGACAAAGAAAUUCUAGCUUUGGCUGUCAAUAAAUUCCACUACGCCCAGUCUGUUUACCAACAAGAACUCCGGUAUCUCGAGAGCUGGGUGGCAGAAUUUAGGCUGGACGAGCUGAAAUUCGCGAGAGUGAUUCCACUGCAGUCGCUUUUGUCUGCUGUUGUCCCCUUGUUCCCCUGCGAGUUGUCCGAUGCCCGCAUUGCUUGGAGCCAGAACGCCAUACUGACGGCUGUGGUUGAUGACUUGUUCGACGGCGGAGGGUCCAUGGAGGAGAUGCUGAAUUUGGUCGCGUUAUUCGACAAAUGGGACGAUCACGGUGAGAUUGGCUUCUGCUCCAGCAACGUAGAGAUUAUGUUCAAUGCUGUUUACAACACGACCAAGCGUAUCGGCGCAAAGGCCGCACUGGUGCAGAAGCGUUGUGUCAUCGAUCAUAUUGCCGAGCAAUGGCAGGUGAUGGUGAGGGCCAUGCUGACCGAGGCAGAGUGGGCGGCGGGCAAGCACAUCCCGGCAACAAUGGGGGAGUACAUGUCGGUGGCGGAGCCGUCGUUCGCGUUGGGCCCCAUCGUCCCCGUGUCGGCGUACCUGCUCGGGGAGGAGCUGCCGGAGGAGGCGGUGCGGAGCCCGGAGUACGGCCGUCUCCUGGGGCUCGCCAGCGCCGUGGGCCGCCUCCUGAACGACGUGAUGACCUACGAGAAGGAGAUGGGCACCGGGAAGCUCAACAGCGUCGUGCUGCUGCAACCUCUCGCCGCCGGCGGCGCCGCCUCUCGCGGCGGCGGCGGCGCUCCGGCUCCGGCUCCGGCGUCCGUCGAGGCGGCCAGGGCGGAGGUGCGGAGGGCCAUCCAGGCGUCGUGGAGGGACCUGCAUGGGCUGGUGUUCGGAUCAGGCGGCGGCAGCAGCAGCAGCAUCAUUCCCCGGCCGUGCAGGGAGGUCUUCUGGCACACCGGGAAGGUGGCCAGCGUCUUCUACCAGGAGGGAGACGGCUACGCACGGAAGGCAAUGCGGAGCAUGGCCAACGCGGUGAUUCUGGAGCCACUGCACCUGCAAGAGUAACACCUGAAUUAAUUCCUACGUCUUGUUGCUUGGCAAAUGACACAUGAUGCAAAUGGCCACUCUCCCUCGCUGAACAUUUUCUAAAACUAGGAAGAAAACCCGCGCAUAUGCGCGGGCAUUUGAUUUAUUCUUUUACGAAAAUAAUGCUUACAGAAGUCAUAUAUCAUUUUAAUAUAUUUAAAUGAUAAGGAGGCCUCCUAGAUUAAAUAAAAUCAUUUGCCCCGACUA